AUGUCGAAUGGAACACCAGUCUUUGUCCCGAACACGGUUUGGAACCUCAUUCCUACAAGAAUAAUUGAUCACUAUUACGGUUAUACGAAAGAAAAUAAUCCUGGUUUUUCUCCACUCGGACGUACAAGUUUAUUAAGUCUUCUGCAUGCUUGCCAAACCUCAAUAAGACAGAGCAAGCAAGGUAUCAAUUAUUUUACGGCCAAUGCGGGACAGGCAUUCGAUGACCUAAUCCAGUUGAUCGAAGAGUUGAAUUUGGAUAUAGCUAGUAAACGAUCACUUAUCGACAACAUCAAAAGUGCUCGUAUGUACUCGAAAUCAGAUUAUAAAGUAAAUAUUAGUCAAGAAUUGACCGUUGCAGAUCAUUGUAUCAACUACUCUUUGUCAUCUCUAACGGAUGGUGAUUUCGCUGAAAAAUGUAAUCAUAAACAUAAUGAUCGGUGUAAUGAAUGUGAAAAUUUGGCAGCAACACUGGAAAUAAUUGAAAAUGAAAUAAAAAACUUGGUCGAUGAUCGUGAACUAGUUGACAGAGCCCUUGCUAGACUGCGAAUAUCUAGUGAUGCGAUCGAUGCAUGGAAGGCACAUUUAUUAAGAUCUGUCAACCAAGGUCUCUGCAGACAAGAAUUAGUGUAUAAUUUACAGGAUGAUACAGUGUUCGUCUAUAUGAACUGGGCGAUAAAAUGGUUGCCUGAAAAAUAUCGUGAACCGCAGGAAAAUUUCUUUGGCAAGAAAGGACUCUCUUGGCAUAUUUCGGUGGUGGUUAAGGAAGAAAGUAGCAAGGAUACAGUACUAAAGCAGGAGUCAAAUUUCUCAUCUUCCGCAGACGAAGACGAAAUCGAUGAUACAAGUAUGCAAAACGACGACGAAGAAGAAGAAGAAACUGUUCAUCCGACUGAGAAUAACUAUUCAACAAAAAUAUACGUACAUGUCAUAGAUCAUUGUAUGCAAGACUCGGAAGCAGUUAUAGCAAUUUUAUCGGACGUUCUAAAAAGAGUGAAAACGGAAGAUAAAUCGAUUAAACAUGCAUUUCUGAGAGUGGAUAACGCUGGAUGCUAUCAUUCCGCAUCGGCAAUAUUCUCACUAGCUCAGGUGUCACUAAACAUGAAUAUCAAAGUCGAACGAAUCGACUUUUCCGAUACUCAAGCCAGAAAAUCAGCUUGCGACAGAUACGCGGCGGCUGUUAUAAAGGGGAACGUGAGAAGAUAUCUGAAUGGAAAACAUGGUAUUCUGAACGCUGGUCAAUUUAUUAAAGCCUGUAUGUCACAUAGUGAUGUGAAAGAUGUAGAGGCAUUUGACUGUCCAAUGAUUAGUUCCGAUGUUAUAACACCAAUACCACUGAUCACACAACUUAACAACUUUUCAUUUGAGAAAGACGGAUUAUGUGUUCAUCGGGCACAGAGAGUAGGAGAAGGAAAAUUGAUUUCUUGGAAGGAUUUGAAAUGUGCAACUACUAUCAGUCGCAUUGAAUGCAAUAACUACAGUGGAAUAGCACAAGCCUGGUCUGCAAUCUCCGCACGUAAAGCAACGAGUACAGUGGAUAGUAGCAGCGAUGACGAUGAUGAAUAA
This is a messenger RNA of Didymodactylos carnosus, 1563 nucleotides long. NCBI's taxonomy places the organism in Eukaryota, Metazoa, Rotifera, Eurotatoria, Philodinida, Philodinidae. The record is from the annotation of a GenBank genome assembly.